UAAAAAUGGCAGGUAAAGCUUCGACGACGGUGGACACUCGAACAGAAUUGAUUGAGCUUGUAAGGAGACGAGCUGAAAUCGCGGAUACUCUAGCCAACCUUGAGCGACAAAUCUAUGCUUUUGAAGGAAGUUACCUAGAGGACACUCAGCUCUAUGGAAAUAUCAUCCGAGGCUGGGACAGAUACCUCACAUCAAACAAAUACACAGACAGUAAAGCAGACAAGAGGAAUCGAAAAUACAAAGAAGCUGAUCGGCUGUUUUCAAAAUCAUCAGUUACUUCUGCUGCAGCGGUUAGCGGUGUAGCUGAUCAACAGCCAGAAAAAAGUCUAGGAGAUUCAUCCCCAUCACCAGAUUCUCAGAAUAACCAGAACUCGGCCAAUACGCCGACAUCUCAGACAAAUGGCCAGACACUGAACCACACUAACAAUGACCAGAGCAUUCCCGCACAGACAACACAUUCAGGAAAAGUCAUGAAGGCCACUGCCAAAUACAAGAAAGGCAGAAUGAAAGCAAAACAUCGACUGGAAGCCAGAUCACGUAAAGGAAAAGAAAGUGGCGACUGAAGGAUAAAAUCAUAAAAGGAGUGAUACUUUUUAAAAUGAUGGCAUCAUGUGUAACAGUAAGAAAUGGCACCGUACCUUACAAGUGUUCUUCAAGAGUGUACAUCUGAUUCCUUUCUGUUUGGAAAUAGUGACUGUGAUAUUGUUGAUCUUUUCCACAUACAUCUUGCAUUCAGUCACCAGGACCAAUGAUUAAUGAAAAGUACAAUCUACUGUUGUCUUCGGAGGCUUGAAUGUAGCCAGUCUGAAGAUAUAUUUGAGACAUGGAUGCAUUUUUUAAUGCUGUUUGAACAUGUAGAAUAGUAAAAUUUAGUCUUGGCAUUGCAUGUGCUAUCCUGUCUACGGGAUGGUGCAUAUAAAAGAUCGCUUGCUACUAAUGGAAAAAAAUGUACAUGUACCAGGUUUCCUUUCUAAGACUAUCUGUCAAAAUUACCAAAUAUUUGACAUCCA
Molecule: messenger RNA, 1010 nt
Organism: Gigantopelta aegis
Lineage: Eukaryota; Metazoa; Mollusca; Gastropoda; Neomphalida; Peltospiridae
Product: chromatin modification-related protein MEAF6-like
Exons: 7
Coding region: 6-563 (185 amino acids)
Cellular component (GO): NuA4 histone acetyltransferase complex
Source: RefSeq, a predicted model, not a curated record